GCAGCUAGUUCUAGCAAUUAAAAGAAUCCAAAGAAACUCAACGGCCAGGCAAACAGAAAGGCCAAGACAAACGGAACUAAUGCCUGCCAGAAAGAGGAAUCUCAGAAAUUAAGAAGACGACUGCUGUCGUGGAUACGAGUGCAACUUCCGGUGCAUAAAUGAAAAUAAAUACGACUAGCAAAGGCAAACAAACACAGAGACACAGCCAUAGCCACAGCCCAGGAUAAGGCCAAGAGGAGCACUGUCAGCAGCAGAAAUGGCUCUAGAAAUGGCAAUUCGAAUGGGUAUGGGCGUGGACUUGGGUAUGGGAAUGGGUAUGGCAAUGAAAAUGAGAAUGAAAAUGAAAAUGGGAGCCAGGAGCCAGUUGGAGCGACAAAUGUUGGACAAACGGAUGUGCAGAUUAGACCAGCAACAACAGGAGCAAAAGACUUGGCCAUCAGACGACUAAACAAUAGUUCCCAGCAAACAAACAACAAACAAAACCGAACAAUAUGUGCACAACAACAACAUCAGCAUCAACAACAGUUGUAUCCGGCUCCGGCGAUGCAUCAACUGACCCCAUCGACCAGUGGAUGGAGAGGGUCGAAGGGGGCGAUAGCCAAAGGAGCAGCUGGCCACAAUCCUGGCACCGAGGACAACGCUUAAACUUGCGCAUAUUUAAACUUUUGAUUAGCUCCUGCGUUUUAAUGCUCUGCAUUUACACAAAUGCCUGGCACUUGUCCAUCAGACCAGGGCAGGGUUCCGGAUCCGGAUCCGGAUGGGUGAUGGCCAGCAGCAUUAAGGGGCGUGGCGAUGCCUAUCGCCUGGACGAGAUAGACUCCCUGUCGCACACCUCAUCGUCCUCCAGGCUCUCACAGAACAACAACCACGCAAAUAUAUCCGAAUUGCUGGAUAAUUUGUUGCGUGGUUAUGAUAAUAGCGUACGGCCAGGAUUCGGUGGACCACCCGCCACAGUGGAAGUCGAUAUAAUGGUUCGUAGCAUGGGACCAAUAUCCGAAAUGGAUAUGACCUACUCGAUGGACUGUUACUUUCGACAAUCCUGGGUGGAUAAACGUCUCGCGUUCGAGGGCGCCCAGGAUACGCUGGCACUGAGCAUCUCGAUGCUGGGAAGGAUAUGGAAGCCGGAUACGUACUUUUACAAUGGCAAGCAGAGCUAUUUACACACGAUUACCACGCCAAAUAAGUUUGUGCGGAUCUAUCAGAAUGGACGGGUGCUCUACUCCAGCCGUCUGACAAUAAAAGCCGGUUGCCCAAUGAAUCUGGCCGAUUUUCCCAUGGACAUACAAAAGUGUCCCCUGAAAUUUGGUUCAUUUGGAUACACCACGUCGGAUGUCAUCUAUCGCUGGAACAAAGAACGACCCGCCGUGGCCAUUGCCGAGGACAUGAAGCUCUCCCAAUUCGAUUUGGUCGAUUGUCCUGCCGGCAAUUUGACGGACAUUGUGUACAAGGCGUCCUCCAUGAUGCCGGACGACCCAGAUCACCCCAACGACCAAAGACCGCGUCCCACCAGUAAAGUUGUGACCACAUUCGCCGGACCCGCUGCCAAGAAUCAGCAUAUUCGCGGCACUGGAAUCAAGCUGGACAAAGGAGCCUUUGGCACUGGACGUGAUGCCGCAGGUGGUGCCGUGCCCGGUAACAAUAUUGGGGGCACCAUCACCCUGGAGACCAAUCAUCCUUUGGAGUACUCCAUGUUGCUGGUAAACUUUCACCUUCAGCGUCACAUGGGAAACUUCCUCAUCCAGGUGUAUGGACCCUGUUGCCUCCUGGUGGUUCUUAGCUGGGUGUCUUUUUGGCUAAAUCGUGAGGCCACCUCUGACCGGGUUUCCCUGGGCAUUACCACGGUGCUGACCAUGACCUUCCUGGGCCUGGAGGCACGCACCGACCUGCCAAAGGUGUCCUAUCCCACGGCUCUGGACUUCUUUGUGUUCCUCUCGUUUGCCUUCAUCUUCGCCACGAUCCUCCAGUUCGCCGUGGUGCACUAUUUCACCAAAUACGGGUCCGGGGAGGCCUACUUUCUGGAAAACCUGGAACCGGAACCGCAGGGAAAGGAUUCGGAGACGGAGGGUCCUACGCCGGAUCUCCGUGGCAGCACCGAGGACAAGAUCUACGAGGUCAUACCACUGUCCACGUGUUCGAUAAAUAUACCUCACUCGGCGGCCAGCAGCCGCUUCAGCAUUCCGGGCUCCCAACUUCGCGGACCCCGGAAUCGACGCCACGAUACGUGGACGGAGAGGCUGCUCCAUUUCUUUGGCUGGCGGCCAAAGAGCCGACCACCUCGUGUAAACUUCUCCUCAGACGAGGACGAGGACGACGAGGAGACGCAGUUCAGAAUCGACGACGACGGUCCAUCCACAUCCGCUCAAGCGGCGGCCAAGGCUGCGGCAGCCGCUGAGGCAGCGGCGGCGAAAGCAGCAGCAAAGGUGGCUGAAAAAGCCAAGGCGGAAGAACGGAGCAGUCCGCCGCCGAAGGGGCGACGGCGGAUGUCCUCCUAUCGACGGGAGGAGAUCGAAGCCCGGAAAACCGGAAAGCGGGUACCGCAGUUCAACUCCGUCUCAAAGAUAGACCGCAUCUCGAGGAUCGUCUUCCCACUGCUGUUCCUGCUUAUCAACGUGAUCUACUGGUAUUGCUACCUGUCGCGGAGCUCGCGAAUUCUGGCCAAUACGCCGGACGCGAGCACCUGAUGUUACCUUUUAGCAAUUUAGACAGAGUCCUCGAAGAAACCAGUAAGCGAUCGCCGGCAGCGAACAGACAACUAAGAGCUAGAGAUGGCCAACGAAUAACAUCAAGGAAACAAAAAUCAACAAGGAAAGGUGCAGGAUUUUGGAGGAUUUGCAGAGAAGGGAUUUAUCUUUUCCGAUUCAGAUUCCGAUUCAGUUAUGCUCUUUUUACUGAUUUGCUACCAAACACGAUAACGCUUUAUGGGAUUUCUUUGCGCGCUAAAUUGCUAAAGUAUAUCAAAAACAGAUCUCAAAUCUAACAUAUCAGAGGACUUGCUAUAUCGGGCACUCCUGGAUAUAUAUCUUGUUCAUAAAUCCAAGCCAGGAACUAUUGAAAAAAUGUAGAAAAGUUCAUUAAAUUUUUGAAAAUUUAAAUAAUUAGUAAUCUAAUACUAGAUAUAUAUCUGGGAGUGUCCUUUCUAAUUUGUACAGUUAGCCAAUAAGUUAAUGGGUUGCUUUUUUAUGUGUAAUUUAAAAUGUUAAUGUUAAUUUAAAGAGCACAAAAACAAUUGCAAUUAGUUGAUGAGUAUAUUUAGUUUGCUGCAAAAAUGAACUUUUCACGUGGGAUCACCAAUAAGUAGGAGAUUUUUUAGGAAAAUGCCGUCUCUGGUUUUGACGAAAUAUUUUAAUAAGACAAC
Messenger RNA from Drosophila bipectinata, 3355 nucleotides. RefSeq names its product Glycine receptor (gene Grd). Lineage: Eukaryota; Metazoa; Arthropoda; Insecta; Diptera; Drosophilidae. Gene Ontology annotation, molecular function: extracellular ligand-gated monoatomic ion channel activity; transmembrane signaling receptor activity; chloride channel activity. Gene Ontology annotation, cellular component: synapse; plasma membrane; neuron projection. Gene Ontology annotation, biological process: signal transduction; regulation of membrane potential; nervous system process. The record is from RefSeq and is a predicted model, not a curated record.